Messenger RNA from Plasmopara halstedii, 597 nucleotides. RefSeq lists its product as uncharacterized. Lineage: Eukaryota; Oomycota; Peronosporomycetes; Peronosporales; Peronosporaceae. The coding region runs from base 1 to 597 and encodes 198 amino acids. The record is from RefSeq and is a predicted model, not a curated record. The transcript has a single exon.
AUGAACGAAAGCGUCCAAGAUGCAGCGACGGGUGCUCCACUUGCCGCACAUUUUGCAACUAAGCGACGCUUAAUGGCCACUGUCAAACAAAUGGAAGAGAGAGGCGAGAAGAUAGAGGAAGCCACACCCGAAGAAGUUCUUGAAGCGGUGAGUAAGGCAGCGGAAACCGUGUUUAAGUUUGAUUUUACAAUUGAAGAUGGUACGACGAGCGUCAGUAAACGGAAUCGAAAGCGCAGUAUGAAGCGACGAGGCAAGAAAAAGAAAAAUGGUGCAGAAGAUGGAGACAGUAUGGCUACGCUGACAAAGUCACCACCACGAUCGGGAAGUACAAAGCAAUGCAGUCAACAGGCACCGAAGCAAUCGUCAAUAGAUGAGCCCAAUAGCAAAAUAAGACAAUCAUCCUCGAUUGUAAGGCUCCGUAAAGCAACAAGUACUGACUCUGAAAUGACUAAGAUGCAUCUACGCUACGGCCAAGGUCGUCGCAAUCUUGCAGCAAUAAAGCAACGCGAACAGCGCAAGAAGGCCGCAAUAGAAAAUCACUCGUUCAAAGAAACAGUGAGCAGUACUUUCAAGUUUAAUUUCGUUGCCACAUCGUAG